Molecule: messenger RNA, 1479 nt
Organism: Manis pentadactyla (Chinese pangolin)
Lineage: Eukaryota; Metazoa; Chordata; Mammalia; Pholidota; Manidae
Gene: C12H19orf25
Product: chromosome 12 C19orf25 homolog
Exons: 2
Coding region: 231-587 (118 amino acids)
Source: RefSeq, a predicted model, not a curated record
GCACGGUCGGGGCACGCGGCCCGGUGAGGUGGCGGCAGCGCUCAAGGCUUCAACGGGGAAGCGGAGGCCGAGGUGGUGCCCGGCGCUGGGAGGGCCCGAGGCGGGUUGAGAGCGGAGGGCAGGGCGGGCUGCCCCGGGAGUGGGGCUGCGGCGGGUGCGCGGGAGGAACGGCCCAGGCAAAGGCCGAGAGGUGGACGCCCUGGUCAGCUCCCCCGUCGGCACCUUCAGGGAUGGGCUCCAAGGCCAAGAAGCGCGUGGUGCUGCCCACCCGCCCGGCGCCCCCCACGGUGGAGCAGUUCCUGGCGGACGUGCGAGGGGCGCCCGCCGACGACCCGGUCUUCACCUCCCUGGCGCCGGCAGAAUUCCCAGGCCCCUCUGGGAGGGCCCAGGACACUAAGGCCCAGCAGGAGCAGCUCUACCAGCAGAGCCGGGCCUAUGUGGCCAUGAACCAGCAGCUACAGCGGGUGGGCAACCAGCUGAAGCAGAAGUGUGAGGACCUGCAGCGGGCCGGUGAGCGGCUGGAGCGGGACGUAGGCCAGUUGAAGCAGGUGGCACUGCCGGGGACUGUGGCUGCCUCCUCAGGCUGACCUGGCUGGCAGCUUACACGAGCCCGCACCCUGGGCAGCGUGUCCAGGGCUCACGGGAUCCUUGGUCCUCCCCGUGACACCUGACCUGGCUCACCCUGGAGCUGGGCCUCUGGGUCCCAGAAGCAGGUUCCGGGUUCCGAGUGUUCUGUGGUCUAGGCACAAUUGGAUACUGGAGACCCAGGGGACAGAGCCUGCCCCGGGGCGUGUGGUUGUACCAGGCAUCGCUCGUGGUCUGACAGAUGCGCCUCCCCCAGCCGGGCAUGCGCCUCCCGUGAGGGUCAGGUCUGGGACAGCAUGGAUGCCACCAGCCCCAGGGCUCCUGUGCUGGGGCCUAAUCACCAUGGGGCUCAGACUGGGCCUCUGCAGGGUUCCCAGCACCCAAGGGCCGGCAUGUGCAUCCUCCCCCCGGGCAACCCUGCUUCACUGCCUCCUCCCGUAAGACUGAGCUGGAGAAACCCACCCGCUGGCCCUGCCCAUCUCUGCGUGAGCUGUGGGUCCCCAGAGGUUCCUACAGAGGAUGGGGGUUCUGUCCCCUGUGGUAGCGGCGACCGUGUGAGGAGCCAUCGCCCAGGAGGGCUGGAUCUGAGUUGGGACCUCAGGUGGGGACCCUGACCUAAGGUGUGGGCGCACCCCAGGGCUGGCACUUGUGUGGUGCAGGACCCACCCACCAGCUGUGGGAUUCGAUCACACUGGGCCACCCAGCCCAGCUCCUGUCGUCUCUGGUCUUAACUCCUUGAGGGAGUGAGACUCCCAUCAGCAUGUGGACCCAGGCAGCCAGGACAGAAGGCCCAAAACAUCAUCCUCCCGACCCCCACCCCCAUGCUUGCCCGCGUGAAACGGGAGCAGCAAGUGAGCGUGAUUCAACAGCUGUUUAUUAAAGGUGUACGUGAGA